CUUUGUUUAAACCCCUCAAGUUAUCGAGGAGAGAGAGAUAGAGUGUUUAGAGAGACAAACUAUAAGAUCAUAUAUAUCAAACUGAUUUAGGAUUUGAUUCCUAAAAGAAGAAAAGAAAAUGAAUUCUAACAACUGGCUUGCCUUUCCUCUAUCACCAUCUCACUCUUCUUUGCCUCCUCACAUCCACUCUUCACAAACCUCUCAUUUCAAUCUCGGGUUGGUCAACGACAACAUCGACACCCCUUUCCAAAACCAAGAAUGGAAUAUGAUCAAUAUACACGGUGGAGGCGGCGAAGGAGGAGAGGUUCCAAAAGUGGCUGAUUUCUUAGGAGUUAGCAAAUCGGAGAAUCAUCAACCCGACCACAACCUCGUACCUUACAACGACAUUCAUCAAACCAACGACUCAGAUUACUACUUCCAAACCAACAGCUUGUUACCUACAGUCGUCACAUGUGCCUCCAACACUCCUAAUAACUAUGAGCUUCAAGAGAGUGCCCACAAUUUGCAAUCUCUCACUCUUUCCAUGGGAAGCACCGGAGCCCCUGCCGCAUCAGCCGCCACCGUGAAAGCCUCGCCGGGUGAAACUAGCGCCGAUAAUAGUAGUAGCACUACUAACACAAGCGGAGGAGCCAUCGUUGAAGCUACACCAAGACGGACCUUGGAAACUUUUGGACAACGAACCUCAAUCUAUCGUGGCGUUACAAGACAUAGAUGGACUGGUAGAUAUGAAGCUCAUCUUUGGGAUAAUAGUUGUAGAAGAGAAGGACAAUCAAGGAAAGGAAGACAAGUCUACUUAGGUGGGUAUGAUAAAGAAGAGAAAGCAGCAAGAGCAUAUGAUUUAGCUGCACUUAAAUAUUGGGGCCCCUCUACUACUACCAACUUUCCUAUUACUAACUACGAGAAGGAAGUGGAGGAGAUGAAACACAUGACGAGACAAGAGUUUGUGGCUUCUAUAAGAAGGAAAAGUAGUGGAUUCUCGCGUGGUGCAUCGAUGUAUCGCGGAGUAACAAGGCAUCAUCAACAUGGAAGAUGGCAAGCAAGGAUUGGCCGAGUUGCCGGAAACAAAGAUCUCUACUUGGGAACUUUCAGCACGGAGGAAGAAGCAGCAGAAGCAUACGACAUAGCUGCAAUAAAGUUUCGAGGCCUAAACGCGGUUACAAACUUUGAGAUAAACCGCUACGACGUGAAAGCCAUACUAGAGAGCAACACACUUCCUAUAGGAGGUGGUGCAGCUAAAAGGCUCAAAGAAGCUCAAGCACUAGAAUCAUCAAGAAAACGCGAGGAAAUGAUAGCUCUCGGCUCAAAUUUCCAUCAGUAUGGUGCACCUAAUGGCUCCAGUUCUGUUGCCUCGAGCUCUAGGCUUCAGCUUCAACCUUACCCACUAAGCAUUCAACAACCUUUUGAGCAUCUUCAUCACCAGCCUUUACUUACUCUACAGAACAACAACGAUAUCUCUCAGUAUAAUACCAACCCUCAUGAUUCCUAUAGUUACAUUCAGACGCAGCUUCAUCUUCACCAACAACAGACCAACAAUUACAUGCAGUCUUCUAGUCACAGCUCGCAGCUCUACAAUGCUUAUCUUCAGAGCAACCCUGGUUUGCUUCACGGAUUUGUCUCUGACAAUAACAACAACACUUCAGGGUUUCUUGGAAACAAUGGGAUUGGUAUUGGGUCAAGCUCGACCGUUGGAACAUCGGCAGAGGAAGAGUAUCCGGCAGUUAAAGUUGAUUACGAUAUGCCUCCUUCAGGUGGAGCCACAGGGUAUGGAGGAUGGAAUACUGGAGAGUCUGUUCAGGGUUCGAAUCUAGGUGGUGUUUUCACAAUGUGGAAUGAAUAA
Molecule: messenger RNA, 1837 nt
Organism: Eutrema salsugineum
Lineage: Eukaryota; Viridiplantae; Streptophyta; Magnoliopsida; Brassicales; Brassicaceae
Product: AP2-like ethylene-responsive transcription factor PLT2
Exons: 9
Coding region: 119-1837 (572 amino acids)
Biological process (GO): regulation of DNA-templated transcription
Molecular function (GO): DNA-binding transcription factor activity; DNA binding
Source: RefSeq, a predicted model, not a curated record